CUUCCACAGCAGUCGGUCAGUUUCUCUCUCUGACAACAUGUGUACUGGAAAAUGUUCCCGUUUCAUUGCCGUUACUCUGUACCCUUUAGUGCUUCUAUCCAUCAUCUGUAACAUUAUCUUGUUCUUUCCUGGCUGGGAUGUGAAGUAUGUCAAAGAGGGACAUAUAACAGAUGAGGUUAAAUACAUGGGAGGUCUGAUCGGAGGAGGCGUAAUGGUGCUGAUCCCAGCUCUGUACAUUCACUUGACUGGAGACGAAGGCGGCUGCUGUGGAAAUCGCUUUGGGAUGUUCCUGUCGAUUGUGUUCGCUGUAGUAGGCGUGGCCGGCGCCCUGUACAGCUUCACCGUGGCCGUGUUUGGCCUGUACAACGGGCCCCUCUGCCUCUACGACGGACAAUGGACUCGACCUUUUGAAAACAGCACUAAGCCCUACAUGAACGACCACAAGUUGUGGGCAGAGUGCGAAGAGCCAAAGAACGUGGUGCAGUUCAACAUAGGGCUGUUCGUCACUCUGCUGGCAGCCAGCGGUGUGCAGGGCUUGCUCUGCGCCAUUCAGAUGAUCAACGGCCUCUUCGGCUGCCUCUGUGGAACCUGCUUCAAGAAAGAGCACCCAUAAGUUCUGAUUCGGAGGCAUUGGACCAUUUGCAGUCACAUCUGAAGAUGGUUCUCCCUGUUGGAAGUCUGAGAGAAAUGUUCCUGCCUAUAUUUGCAUAAAAACGCUCCAUGUGUAUGUCCAG
Stegastes partitus (bicolor damselfish) is the source of this 734-nucleotide messenger RNA. Its product is annotated as transmembrane 4 L6 family member 4-like. NCBI's taxonomy places the organism in Eukaryota, Metazoa, Chordata, Actinopteri, Pomacentridae. The coding region runs from base 38 to 613 and encodes 191 amino acids. The transcript has 5 exons. The record is from RefSeq and is a predicted model, not a curated record. Gene Ontology annotation, cellular component: membrane.